CCGGCGAUCGAUUCUGCGCAGAACUGGCUCAUCUCGAACGAGCCUAUAGUUUACAUUUGCUAUAUGAUAUAAUGGGAUCUCUGUCAUGUGUUCUACAUAUAUACUUUUGGUUAUACAAUAACAAUAUGUAGGCCUACAUAAUAAGUAUUCCAAUACAUUUAUUGAGAUGUAAUAUAAGUUCUAUUCAUUUUCUGUUCAUAAUAAUAAUAAUACAAAAGUUCAAUUUCGAGUCGACUGUAGGACUCAUUUAUUAUCAGGCAAUAGUUUGGUCCGCACACCCAGCCCGGGUCCUUUCACAAUAACAACAUGGCUGCCCUCUGCAGGGGCAAACACCGGUGGAAAAGAACUAAUUGUUUACACGUUUUGACAAGAAACCUGACAGGGAACUACGACUAUGACCUGGUGGUUAUUGGUGGUGGUUCAGGAGGCCUUGCUUGUUCCAAAGAAGCAGCACAGUUGGGACAGAAAGUUGCUGUCCUGGAUUAUGUGGAGCCAUCUGUUAAAGGUACCAAGUGGGGUCUUGGUGGUACAUGUGUUAAUGUUGGCUGCAUUCCUAAGAAGCUCAUGCACCAGGCAGCUCUACUCGGCACUGCAGUCAAAGAUGCUCAGAAGUAUGGCUGGCAGAUCUCAGGGCCAAUCUGUCAUGACUGGGCCACCAUGGCAGAGGCUAUUCAAAACCACGUCAGGUCUUUGAACUGGGGUCACAGAGUUCAGCUCCAGGACAAGAAGGUGAAGUAUCUGAACAUCAAAGGAAGUCUGGUGGAUGAACACACUGUCAAAGGACAAACUAAAGCAGGGAAAGAGACGAUCCUGACUGCCAAGAACAUUGUGAUCGCCACAGGUGGAAGACCCAACUACCCCACACAGAUCCCAGGAGCAAUGGAGCACGGACUCACCAGUGAUGACAUCUUCUGGCUGAAAAAGUCGCCUGGGAAAACGCUUGUGGUUGGAGCCAGCUAUGUGGCUCUGGAGUGUGCAGGCUUCCUCACCGGCGUUGGCUUGGACACCACAGUGAUGGUCCGCAGCAUUGCCCUCCGGGGGUUUGAUCAGCAAAUGGCAGGUCUAGUCACAGACUACAUGGACGCAUAUGGGACCAAGUUUGCAUGGAAGUGUGUCCCAAAGAGUGUGGACAAACUUUCCUCAGGAGCCCUGCAGGUGACCUGGACCGACACCCACACAGGGAACGAGCACAAGGACACUUACGACUCCGUGUUAUGGGCAGUUGGCAGAGCCCCUGAAACCAAAGCCCUGGGCCUGGACAAGCUUGGCGUGCAACUCAAAAGGGAGACGGGGAAAAUCAUUUUGGGCUCUGACGAAUCCACCUCGGUGCCAAAUAUCUAUGCUUUUGGUGACAUCGGCGAGGGUCGUCCUGAAUUGACCCCGACGGCCAUUAAAGCGGGAAAGCUUCUCGCCCGUAGAUUGGCUGGACACAGCACUGAACUCAUGAACUACGACAACGUGCCCACCACUGUGUUCACCCCCCUUGAGUACGGCUGUGUGGGUCUGUCUGAGGAGGAGGCUGAGAAGAGGCAUGGGAAAGACGGCAUAGAGGUCUACCAUGCGUUCUACAAGCCUCUGGAAUUCACUGUUGCAGAGCGCGAUGCCAGCCAGUGUUACUUAAAGGUGGUAUGUGAGCGGGCUGGAGAGCAGAAGAUCCUGGGUUUGCACUUCACCGGUCCAAACGCAGGAGAAGUCACACAGGGCUUUGCUAUGGGCUUCCAGUGUGGAGCAACAUAUUCUCACCUGUUGCAGACAGUUGGCAUCCACCCAACCUGUGCCGAGGAGCUGACCAAGGUCAGCAUCACAAAGCGGUCCGGCUUGGACGCCACGGUAACCGGCUGCUGAGGUUAAGCACCUCAGUCUCUGAACACAAGUGAGCACACAGGGUCCUUCUGUAGCAGUAGGAAGAAGUUAGCCUGGGUUUCUCCUGCUCUCUCUCCUCGUCCCCCUCCUUUUUAUAUGGCUCAGUUUCACACUGCUCUCUCUGGGAACAUGGUCUCUUCAAGAUCAUCACUGGUUGCACAAGUUAGUUUACCAUAUAUGUACAUAUUGUGAGUGUAUCCUCUAAGAAUACACGGUUGCGGAUCAGGUUAGUGAGAGUUGUGGCAAGCGUCUUUUAAAUGAACAGGCUCAUCAAUCAGAAUUAAAGCCUGUGCUCAGGGUUUUGUUGAAAUCGUACGAAAACCGUGGACCGAACCUGUACGUUUUUCGGUGUGUGUUUAUAUUUAUAUAUAUAUAUAUAUUUCUGCAAAUAUAUAUAUAUAUAUUCUGCAAAUAUAUAUAUAUUCUGCAAAUAUUGUUGUUUCUCUGGCUGUACUUCCUGUCCAUUAGUCUUGGAGGUGACACAUACCAUACACCCCCACAACCCCCCCAUCCCUCCCCAUGACACUGAUGGAUGGCCCCAGGGCCGUCGCCGCAACACCGCCCCAUUUCCCAUGGACACACACAAACAGUUGGUGGGCCGCUUGUCAGUCAGGCAGCUAAGACCUGGCCAGGGAGCCCCGGCUUGUUUAGGCCCCAGCAGAUUCCAGCCCCCUUCCGUUUCCUCCAUACCCUUCUCUAACCAAAUGAAAGAACAGAAUGGCACUACAAAUAUUUGCUGUCACAAGCUGUGUGGAUGCCACAGGAAAACUCUACCUGUUGAUAACAGGGCUUUGAGAGCUCUACUAUAACUGUACUACUCAACAUCAUCCAAAGGUGGCACUAUUGCCCUCCCAAUUUACCCAUUUUAUUAUGGGCCAAGAAUGGAAGAUAAAGUAGCCAUUGGAUAAAAAAAUAAGCCUGAAUACGUUCAGGUUGCACAUUUAAUCCCUUUAAUCCCUAUAAAAGAUAUGUGCUCUUGGAUGACGUUUGAAAGCAGACUGGCUUUAUUGGUGCCAAACUGAUAAGGGUUAUCUGUUGUGUAUUUACAUGGAUGGCAGGGUAGACCUAAAGAGCCAUCACACUUAAAGAUAAGGCAAGUUGUUUAUACCAAUAAAGCAGUAAUAGCCCCCCACAGUUUGCCAAAGUGCUCAUGUGUUCAACCUGCUGGCUACACUGGACAUCUUGGGUUUAUUAUGAGGAGCAGGGCUGUCAAUAAAGGGGUUGCUACAGAAAUCAGGGGAGCUAAGAGGAGGCUGCUCGGCGUAGUUUAUUUUUAUUUGAAGUCUAAUGUGCCCAGUCUGAUUAAUGAAUUCGAUGAGGGGAGUGACAGUGUGCCAGGAGAUGGAGAGAAGAAAAAGAGAGAGAGAGAGAGAGAGAGGUACCAGGUUUAUUUGGCCCUGGGCCAGAGGAGAGAGAGCUGAGUUUCAGCCCUGGUUCGGGAGGGAAGGGGGAUUCCUGUGUGCUCUGUUCAGGGCUGAGGUGCUGACUGAAGGACCCUGACCUCCGCUCAGCAGGAACAGCUUGACUCUAUCACUCGGAGCACAGAGGGCUCAUAUGCUGCGGCGCUGCAAGGCAGGGGACU
Molecule: messenger RNA, 3445 nt
Organism: Cyclopterus lumpus (lumpfish)
Lineage: Eukaryota; Metazoa; Chordata; Actinopteri; Perciformes; Cyclopteridae
Gene: txnrd2.2
Product: thioredoxin reductase 2, tandem duplicate 2
Exons: 17
Coding region: 307-1845 (512 amino acids)
Biological process (GO): glutathione metabolic process; cellular response to oxidative stress; cell redox homeostasis
Cellular component (GO): cytosol; mitochondrion
Molecular function (GO): glutathione-disulfide reductase (NADPH) activity; flavin adenine dinucleotide binding; thioredoxin-disulfide reductase (NADPH) activity
Source: RefSeq, a predicted model, not a curated record